This is a messenger RNA of Solanum dulcamara, 1010 nucleotides long. RefSeq names its product remorin 1.4. The record is from RefSeq and is a predicted model, not a curated record. NCBI's taxonomy places the organism in Eukaryota, Viridiplantae, Streptophyta, Magnoliopsida, Solanales, Solanaceae. The transcript is spliced from 5 exons. Bases 336 to 926 code for a protein of 196 amino acids.
UUUUGCAAAAUGUUAUUCCAAACACCUCUUUGCACAAACAGCAAAUGAAACAUCUCAUUUAAGAAGAAAAGGCAGCACAUUAGUCCCCUUCUUUAAAAGAAAACUCUACUUACUUUCUGUUUAAUUUUUUCUCAAGUUUUAGAAAGUGUCAUCAAAAAAGGAUUAGCAUUUGGAGGACAUAAAUAAACUUCAGCAAGCUUGCCUUUUUCCAAAAAUAGAACCAAAUACUACUCCUGUCUGGUUCUUGAUUUUCAAGAUUUUUUAACCAACUGUUUCUUUUUUGUAUCUGCAGGCACCAGAACAGGAACCUGCAGUAAUACUAAUUGUUUAGCCAGAUGAAAAGAAACAUUUAUGACUUGGGCGAUGGAGAAUUUGCAGCAGCAAUUGCAGCUACCGCGUUUGCUAUAUGUUCCCUUGAAGAAAAUGCUGGCUCUCAAUAUCAGACAAAAACAAGAGGACCUGUUAUUAGGCCAGCAGAAGCAGCUCCAAUGAGAAGGCCAUCCACGAUGAAUGGUAAAACUUCAGCAGAAAUAGUGGCCAUAACUCCUGCUGCUAAUGAUAAAAUGCAAAAGGGAAUUUCAAGAGGAAGCAGAACUGCUGAAAACAAAGCUGAUGCUUGGGAGAAAGCUCAGAUAGCCAAAAUAAGAAAGCGACAUGAUGAACUUGUUUCUGCGCUUCUUGCUUGGGAGAAUCAAAAGAAGAUGAUGGCGAAACAACAAAUGGAAAGGAGAAAGAAUCAAGUGGAGCUUGCUAUGAAAAGGAAUUUGCAGCAUUACAAGAACAAACUAGUGAGGAUUGAUCAGAUUGCCAACGGAGCAAGAACACAAGCAGAAGAGAAAAGAAGAUAUGAAGAAUCUAAAGUGAAAGAAAAAUCAAAUAAGAUUAGAUUAACAGGGACUGGACCUGUUACAUGUUACUGCUUCUAACUGUAAAAAAGUGUACAAAACCCGAAAAUGAAUCCUGAUCUGAAACUCUAUUAACACAAGAAUUAUACUCACUCAUUGUUUUUA